Molecule: messenger RNA, 576 nt
Organism: Pogonomyrmex barbatus (red harvester ant)
Lineage: Eukaryota; Metazoa; Arthropoda; Insecta; Hymenoptera; Formicidae
Source: RefSeq, a predicted model, not a curated record
AUGUCGCAGUUCUCGUGCAAGACGCAUGCGCUCCACGAGCACUAUUACAAGAUCUAUCGUAUUAUUUUUAAAAUACUUGGCCUAUGGCCUUAUCAACAGUCAUAUCUCACACGGCUACACAAUUUAUUGUUUGCUAGUAUUUUAUUGACAUCUAUUAUUGCUCAGUUAAAACAAUUAUUGGACCAAAUCAAAGAUGAUUGGAAUUCAUUGAAGGAUAAAUUAGAAAUUAAUAUCAUAGAAGAAUAUGCUUACGACAUGAGACUAUUCAUAGUAGCUAUAACGAUGUUUACCUGUUUUGUUCUAUUUUUUUGUAUAAUAUUUGAAUCUUUGCCGUUAAUACUUGAUGUUGUAUUACCAUUAAACGAAUCACGGCAAUUUCAUUCUGUGACCAUCACGGAAUAUUUUGUCAAUGAAGAAAAAUAUAUUUAUUAUAUAGUAUUACACGAGUUACUAACUGGCAUAAUAGGAACAAUCUUAUUGAUCGGCAUUCUUUUAUUAAUUGUAAUGUACAUGAUGCACGCAUGUGCACUAUUUAAAAUAGCAAGUUAUCGAAUAGAAAACACAAUCGAGAAAAGU